GGAGUGGGGGCGCGUAUCGCGAGGCCAGCGCGCAGGCAGAAAAGGGGGCGCCGCGUCCCGAAGAGGCUCAGAGCGGACGCACCGGCUUGUGCGCCCCGGCUCCCCGCGCCCAACCCUGACCCCGGCCCGCUCCCCAAAUCCCAGGCGCCCCUCCCCGCCCUGGCUCCCCGCGUCCCCCCAACCCUGCCCCCCUACUCCCCGGCCCGGCUCACCAAAUGCCGGGCGCCCCCUGCCCGGCCGGGCUCCCCCACUCCCCGCUCCCCAUCGCCCCCCGCACUCUCCCACUCCCGCGGCCCUCCCCGCUCCCCGGGACCCUGCACCCCGAGCCCCGCAUGGCCCGGCUGGGCGCGCUGCUCAGCUUCGCGCUGCUGGCGGCCGCCGUGGCCAGCGACUACCGGUACGUCCUGGAGGUGGCGGACGCGGGCAACCGCACGGGGCGCGCCGCGCGGCGGUCCUAGCUCGGGCUCUGGCGCGUCUGCGAAGGGCAAAACAGCUUCGUCCCCCUGAGCGACCCCUUUGCCGGCGAGAGCCUGGAUGCCUCCACCUCGGUGCAGCGCCUCGUCUCCCUCCCCCGAGCUGUCAUGGUGGUCUUGCCCCUGAGCCUCGUCCUUGUCGUGUGCGGCUGGAUCUGCGGCCUCGUCGGUUCCCUGGCACAGAGCGUCCUUCUGCUGCUCUCUGCCGGCUGCUACUUCUUGCUGGGAGGUGCCCUGACCCUGGUGGGGGUCAGCAUCUACACCAGCUACUCGCACCUGGCCUUCCCUGAGACUGCCCACCAGUACGGCCCCCACGUCCGCAUCAGCUUCGGCUGGUCCGCAGCCCCGGCCUGGGGUUGUUACGCCUCGGAGGCACUCAGCGGCCUCCCCCUGCUCACAGCGGCCCGAGCCCUCAGCCUGAGCCGGCAGCCGGGUGUCCCCCGCCCCGUGGUCAUCUGAGUCUCAGAGGGGCGAGUGGCGGCGGGGAGAGGGACUCAGUUUCCCUUCGCACACCUAGGCCUGGCUGGAGCUCUGGCUGGGAGGGCACCCCUGGGGGUGGGGCAGGGGGCUGGGGACAGAGCCAAGGAUCCGGCCUCCUCUUGCUUGGCAAAGCCAGAUGUUUGGGGGCCUCCCGUGCCCGGUUUGUGCCCUUUAAGGACUAACUGGUUUGGCCUCCUCUCAGGCAUGAGUUGAAGGGCUCCCAGCAAGAGACAGCAAGUGGCCCGAGAUCGUCAGUGGGGCUGGGGCGGGGGUGCUCAGUGGGCCCCCUGGCGUCUUGCGGGCAGGGCCUGCGGUGGCCCUCCUCCGCCAGUCCUGGUGAGCCAUCUGUCCUCAUUCCCAGGGCCCUGGCUCAGGCGCAGAAGCUACCCUUUGACCUGGGGAGGGGUGAGUUUGAGAGAGAAGCAACUACCCCUUAAACACCCACUGAGUCAGGCUCCAUGUGGAGUGCCGCCUGCUCGUCUGCCUGUGAGGUUCUCGGGUACCCUUCACAUGAGUUGCCAUUCACCCAUUUUACAGAAGGGAAGUCUGAGGCCCCGACCAUCCCGGAGCAAAUGGCAGAGCCAGAUGCCCUUACAGGCAGGUGGACCCCUAGGCUAAGUUCUGUCCGCUGGUCUUCGAGGGCAGGCGUUGGUGGGGAGGAUGUUGAAGAGGGGUGCCUGGGAGCCCCCCGGGAUUUGCAGAGGGCUCUGAGUGGGCUGGAUGCACCUGUGCCCCCUUGUUCUCCGGCCUGGUGGGGCUGCCGCUUCCGACGGGCUGGUACUCCGGGACCCCACUCCUCCCAUCUGCAGCUCCCUGCGGGAUGUCUGGGGGUCCCAAACAAGCAGGUGCCGAAGUCCCGGUGGGGGUGGGGGAGCCAUGGCAGGUGGUGAGGUGACCCAGAGCGGCAGAAACCAGGGCCCAGAGCUUUCCGCGGCUCCGGCUUCCUGAACGGAGGUGGGUGGGGCUCAGCACGCAGACCCUGGGUCAUCGGGAGACACGAGACACGCUCACCCUCCUGUAGGUAGAGAAGGCAGGAGACCCCAAGGAGAAGGGUCCCUGAAGCCCCAGACAGCCCCAUUUGGGGUUCAGGACCUUCCAGAGUCUGGGAUGUGUGUGGGGGUGGGGGAGGGGGAUGGUGGCCUCUCUGGUCUCGGUCUUCCCCUCCCCCAGCCUCCCUUUAUCGCUCCAGAGGUUACAGGAAGUUCCUUGGGGCCUUCGGGGGCUGCACUGCUGGGGGCCCCCACUGAGGGCUUCCCUUCCUAUGUGUGCAUUAGCAUUUACCGUUCCAGGUAGCAACGGUGUGCCCACUUGUCCUUAAAUAAAUCAGUUCAUGCUACGUGCGGAUGAGCCUUGUUUUUCUCUCUGAAAAUGUUUUGCAGAAUAAAUAACACACGCGUGUGGCUUAUGAAGAGUGCGAGGGCAAUAACCUUGUUACCAGCUGUGUGUUUGUGUGUCUGUGUCUGUCCAUCCAGAGAUGCCUUCUGCAAACCCAGCAAAGCUCCUUCCCUUCAGGUCAGCACAGGCGGGAGAGGACCCCCGCCUCACGCCAGAUCCUGGAUGGGGGCGGGGCGGGGGGGGGCGGGGCUUUGCCGGCAGGUCUUCUCAGCUUGUGAGGCUCUAACUUGACCUCUGCUGCGGUUCCCUGGGGAGAGGGGGGUGCAAGGGUUCGCCUCC
Messenger RNA from Acinonyx jubatus (cheetah), 2627 nucleotides. It is a transcript of the gene TMEM235, whose product is annotated as transmembrane protein 235. The record is from RefSeq and is a predicted model, not a curated record. Gene Ontology annotation, cellular component: apical plasma membrane. NCBI's taxonomy places the organism in Eukaryota, Metazoa, Chordata, Mammalia, Carnivora, Felidae.